This is a messenger RNA of Galeopterus variegatus (Sunda flying lemur), 277 nucleotides long. RefSeq names its product apoptosis-stimulating of p53 protein 2-like. Gene Ontology annotation, molecular function: p53 binding. NCBI's taxonomy places the organism in Eukaryota, Metazoa, Chordata, Mammalia, Dermoptera, Cynocephalidae. Gene Ontology annotation, cellular component: nucleus. The transcript is spliced from 3 exons. The annotation marks the transcript as partial. The record is from RefSeq and is a predicted model, not a curated record. Gene Ontology annotation, biological process: regulation of apoptotic process.
AUGCAAGAUCAGAUGUUUCUUACUGUGUACCUCAGUAACAAUGAAGAGCACUUCACCGAAGUUCCCGUCACUCCAGAAACAAUAUGCAGAGAUGUGGUAGACCUGUGCAAAGAACCUGGCGAGAGCGAGUGCCAUUUGGCUGAAGUGUGGUGUGGCUCUGAACGUCCAGUUGCUGAUAAUGAGCGAAUGUUUGAUGUUCUUCAGCGAUUUGGAAGUCAGAGGAAUGAAGUUCGUUUCUUCCUUCGUCAUGAACGCCCUCCCGGCACUAGGGACACUG